This is a messenger RNA of Ananas comosus (pineapple), 1058 nucleotides long. RefSeq names its product peptidyl-prolyl cis-trans isomerase CYP23. Gene Ontology annotation, molecular function: peptidyl-prolyl cis-trans isomerase activity. Gene Ontology annotation, biological process: protein peptidyl-prolyl isomerization. NCBI's taxonomy places the organism in Eukaryota, Viridiplantae, Streptophyta, Magnoliopsida, Poales, Bromeliaceae. The record is from RefSeq and is a predicted model, not a curated record.
CCCGCUCCUCCUCCUCCUCCUGCUGCUACUCGUCGUCGUCUUCUCCGAUCGCACCGUCGCCUCCCGCGACGCCGAUCUCGGAUCCGCUCGCGUCGUCUUCCAGACGGUCUAUGGUGACAUUGAGUUUGGGUUUUUCCCAGGUGUUGCCCCCAAAACAGUUGAGCAUAUUUUUAAACUUGUUCGGCUUGGCUGUUAUAACACAAACCACUUUUUCCGGGUUGAUAGGGGUUUUGUUGCACAAGUGGCUGAUGUUGUGGGAGGUAGAACGGCCCCUAUGAAUGAAGAGCAAAGGGUAGAAGCAGAGAAAACUGUCGUUGGUGAAUUUAGUAGUGUCAAGCAUGUGAGAGGCAUUCUUUCCAUGGGGAGGUAUUCUGAUCCGGAUAGUGCCUCCUCUUCAUUCUCUAUACUUCUUGGCAACGCACCUCACCUUGAUGGCGAGUAUGCUGUUUUCGGGAGGGUCACUAAAGGUGACGAUACAUUAAGAAAGUUGGAGGAGCUUCCUACUCGCCAAGAAGGAAUUUUUGUGAUGCCGCUCGAGCGUAUAACUAUUCUAUCAACAUACUAUUAUGACACCAAGGUAGAGACUUGCGAAAGAGAGAAGACCAUUCUAAAGAGAAGGCUUUAUGAAUCUGCCAUAGAAGUCGAAAGACAGAGGAUGAAAUGCCUCCCAUAAUUCCCCAGGUAUGUGUAUGUAUAUGUAGUUCAAUGACUCUCUCUUAUCAACCACACAUCCUAAGGAUUUGUAAGUAAAAAAUACGUUCAAGUGUAGAGAACUUUUUCUUGCUAACUGCCGGACGCAAAAAAUCCAAAAAAUUUCAGAGUUGUGGACGAAAGAGUCAGAUUGAAAAUGUUGUGUGUUUAGCUUAUCGAUCCAAAACUUUCAAUUCAUAAGCUCAUAAAUCUAGCAUGUAAUCGUCGUACUCGAGUUGCGUCAAUUUCUUGUGCUCUUUGUGAACUAGCUUGGAGCACUUCAUUUCACUGAGUUUAAUCGAAAAGUAACUCAUUCACUCUAUGUACAAAGAUCUAAAUAAAUCUUAGUGUACUUCGAUAUUUAUGUA